ACGGCGCGCGUGUGAACUGGUGGGAGAGGAGGAGAGGACCAGUGAGGCAGAGGAGGAGGAGGAGGCAAGUGCAGAAGGCUCGGCACUGAACGGGACUCCGCGUAAAUAAACAGCACAGCAGCAAAGCGCUCCGUGGAGGGGCAGCUGAAGAGACGGAGCACACCGGGCUUCGCGUGUCGCAUCGAAGAGGAGCAGUCAGACUGAAGAAAAAAAACCCAUAGGAGGAAGAAGCAGACAUCUACCCAGAAAGGAAGUGGAGCGAGGGUAUUUGGGCUCCUCUGUUGUGGAAGUGCCCUCAGUCUGUGAUUGAGCAGCGGAGGGGCAAGGGCAGACCACAGCGACCCUUAAUGAUGACGAUGGAGAUGAGGAGUUUGGAAGCAGCGCUGCUGGUGUUGAUCCUCGGACACCUUGCCUCUGCUCUAGAGGUCCCACUAGACCUUCUUCCAGGAUUGGCACAGCCUCCAACAAUAACUCACCAGUCCCCAAAGGACUACAUCGUGGAUCCUCGAGAGAAUAUUAUAAUUCACUGUGAGGCGAAGGGGAAGCCGCAUCCCAGCUUCUCCUGGACGAGAAAUGGGAGCCACUUUGACGUCGAGCAGGACGAAAGCGUCACCAUGAGGCCUCACUCCGGGACUCUGGUGGUGGACAUCACCAGAGCAAGACCUGAACAUUACGAGGGAGUGUUUCAGUGCACGGCAAGGAACAAACACGGAUCUGCUGUGUCCAACAAUAUCGUCGUCAGACAGUCAAAGUCCCCCUUGUGGUCAAAGGAGAAAAACAAACCAAUCGUGGUCCGGGAGGGUGUUUCCUUGGUGCUGCCAUGCCGACCUCCAGCAGGACUUCCACCUCCCAUCAUAUUCUGGAUGGACAAUAACUUCCAGAAGUUACCUCAGAGCAAGAGGGUGUCCCAGUCGUUGAAUGGUGACCUGUACUUCUCCAACGUUCUCAGUGGGGAUUCCAGGAACGACUACAUCUGCUACGCUCGCUUCACACACACGCAAACCAUCCAGCAGAAACAGCCCAUCACUGUCAAAGUGCUCAACCUGGAUGCAAUCAAUGAAACAGUGGCAGAUUAUUAUAAUGACACUGAGUUAUUAAAUGAGGCCCCAGUGGAUGAUAGGAAGCCAACCUUCCUCAUCCCAUCUGGCCACUCAAGCUACAAGAUGGUGCUGAGGGGACACGUACUGAAGAUGGAGUGCAUUGCCGAAGGACUGCCCACCCCUGAGGUAUCCUGGACCAAAGUGAGCGGAGACCUACCCAGCAGGCGCACGUCCUUCCUUGACUUCAACAAGACCCUGCAGAUUGUGAACGUGUCUGAGUCGGAUGAGGGAGAUUACAGCUGCACAGCCAAGAACCAGCUCGGCUCUGCGCACCACAUCAUCACCGUCGAGGUCAAAGCUGCGCCUUAUUGGAUCAGUGGGCCUCCAAAGAAUCUUGUUCUGGCUCCAGGAGAGAAUGGAGCGCUGACCUGCAGGGCCAGCGGCACACCCAAACCCUCCAUCAUAUGGUCAAUGAAUGGUGACCGCAUAGAGAAUUUACCUACAGAUAUCAGCAGAAGGGUGGAGGACGACACAAUCAUCUUCACCGACGUUCAGGUUGGAACCAGCGCUGUGUACCAGUGCAACAUCUCAAACCCGUUCGGUUACCUCCUCUCCAACGCUUUCGUCAACGUCCUCCAUGAGUCACCCAGAGUGCUGACGUCAGCCAACAAGAUCUACCAGGUCAUCGAAAAUCGCCCGGCCCUCAUGGACUGCUCCUCUUUUGGGUCACCAAUUCCCAAAAUUGAGUGGUUUAAAGACAGCCGAGCCAGCACCCUGAAUGGAGAACCUUACAUCCUGCAUGACAAUGGUACUUUGGAGAUUCAAGUAGCUCAGUCGCAGCACAAAGGCAGAUACACCUGCAUUGCCAGGAACUCGCUUGGAUCCUCUGAGAAUCACGUUUACCUGCAUAUAAAAGAGCCUACCCGUAUCCUAAAGCAACCGGUUGACACGGUGGUGCAAAGGGGCCGAUCUGUGACGUUCGAGUGCACAAUAAAACACGACAAGGAUCUCUUACCCACUUUGAUUUGGCUUAAGGAUGAUGAGGAGCUUCCCGACGAUGAGCGAUUCCUCAUAGAGUCCAACAGCCCGCCUACCUCUGAUGUGUCAGAGAGAGAAUGGCAUAGAGAUCAUGUGGAGCUGCCUAACGAUGAUCGAUUCGUCAUACAAUUCAACAGCCUGUCCAUCACUGACGUGUUGGAGAGAGAUGCAGGGGUGUACACGUGCUACGUAAACACCACUCUGGACCAAGACUCAGUCACCGCUGAGCUGACUGUUGUCGAGACCACACCAGCUCCAGCUGUCAUCCACGGGCGACCCGAUCCCCCCACAGACCUGGAGUUGACAGACGAGAAAGAGAGGAGCGUUCAGCUUACUUGGAUCCCUGGGGAGGAACAUAACAGCCCUAUUCAUGAAUUUGUAAUCCAGUAUGAAGACUCGCUGCACCACCAAGGUCACUGGCAUGACAUUGCCCGGGUUCCCGGGACCAAGACAACGGCUCAUCUCAAGCUUUCACCAUAUGUCCACUACACAUUCAGAGUGCUGGCCCGUAACGCCGUGGGUCUGAGCAAGCCGAGCAGCCCCUCUCGAAUGUAUAAAACUAAGCCUGCAGCUCCUGACCAGAACCCAAAAAAUGUCCGUGGAUCUGGAAAUAAACAUAACAAUCUUGUUAUCACCUGGGAGCCUCUGUCAGGCCUUCAGUCCAACGGUCCUGGGCUUUAUUAUAUAGUGAGCUGGAGGCAGAAAAGGCCAGGCACCGACUGGAUAACAGCCACUACCAACAACUCCAUGUAUACUGUGUCUGAAAUACCCACAUAUAGUCCAUUUGAGAUAAAGGUUCAGGCUGUAAACAACCACGGAGAAGGACCAGAGCCCGCUGUUGCCAUCGGCUACUCAGGAGAAGAUUUGCCAGCAGCAGCUCCAGCAAAUGUUCGGGUUGAUGUGGUAAACAGCACUGUGGCUCGGGUUCGCUGGGACCCUGUGUCUCCUCAUUUAAUACGAGGGCAGAUCCAAGGAUACAAGGUUCAUUACUCGAGGAUGCACAGCCUUCACAAACACAACCCCCAUCACACGGAGAAGCGCGUGCUCACCUUUAGUGGGAACCACAGCCAAGGCCUGCUGCCCGGGUUGCACCCAUUCAGCCACUAUUCUUUUUACGUAAGCGUCUUCAAUAAGAAAGGAGAGGGUCCCAAAAGUGAAAAGGAGGAGUUUCAGACACCUGAAGGAGAGCCUGGACCACCCGCCUCGCUGUCUGUCACAAACCCCAGCCUAGAUUCACUGACCCUCGAAUGGAGUCCUCCUCAUGAACAUAAUGGGCACAUCACUGGCUACAACCUGAGAUAUCAGCCAGUCAAUAACUCCAAUGAACUUGGCCCAGAAGAGGAGCUGGCCCUGGCUGCCAAUGAGACCUCAGUCACUUUGCAAAACCUCAAGUACAGCCCACGCUACAAGUUUUAUUUGAAUGCGAGAACAAGCGUUGGAGCGGGCCCGGCCAUUUCUCAGGAAGCUGUCGUCAAGCAGGAUGAAGGAGGCACCCAAACCUCUCAUCCGGUUGCAGGGUUUCCUCCACGCCGUCCGAUCCACAAGGCCCGGCCCGUGAGUCUUUUUGCAAAUGUUAGCUCCUCGGUUGAAGAAGAUGGGGUCCUGAUCAGUUGGGAGUACUGGGGCCUGGAGAAAAAUGUUUAUGUAGAGUACAUUGCAGAAAACAGUGAAGGCGAAGAGGAGUGGCAAAAAGAGCUUGUGAACGGCUCUCAGAACGUUAAGCUGAAAGGUCUAAAGGUGGGCCUCUCCUAUAGGGUGCGUGUGGUGGCUAAAGGUCACCACGAGCAGCUGCUCCACUCCGAGGAGCUGUUUGUCACGGUACCAGCUGUGACGAGCAGACAGGUAGACAUCGCCACUCAGGGAUGGUUCAUCGGCCUCAUGUGCGCCAUCGCCCUGCUCAUCCUGAUCCUCCUCAUUAUCUGCUUCAUUCAGAGGAACAAAGGAGGAAAAUACCCCGUCAAAGAAAAGGAGGACGCGCACACAGACCCGGAGUUCCAGCCAAUGAAAGAUGAUGACUGUACUUUUGUGGAAUACAGUGACAAUGAGGACCAUAAACUGGUAAAAGAGAGCCGCACGCCGUCUAACGGGACGGUUAAGAGAGACGACAGUGACGACAGCUUAGUUGACUACGGGGAAGGAGGAGACGGACAGUUCAACGAGGACGGCUCCUUUAUUGGCCAGUAUAGUGGAAAGAGUUCCAGCAGGGACAAUGCUGAGGGCCCUGAGAGCUCAGGGGCCCCGUCCCCGAUUAACGCCAUGAACUCCUUGAACUCUUUUGUGUAGCGGUGUGGUGUGCUCGCUGCAUCCCGACAAUGGCAGAAUCUCCAUUUAGCAUGGGGAUUUGGGUUUGGGGUUUUGAGGGGGUCUCACGAGGCUGCAUGGCUUCAUAAUCACACACCUCACAGACAUCUGAGGCACAAGAAACAUAGAAAAACUGAUUUUUUUUUUUUUUUUUUUUUUCCCCACUUGGAAAUCUUCCUGACAACGUUGGGCUUAGUAGCUGAACUGUAUGAUACUGAUUUGACAAUACAUGCUUUUACUUUAAGACAUAUAUUAUUAAUACUUUGACAUUAACUCAUAUUGCAUCUUUCAAUAGGUCUCACAUGAGCAAUGCAGUGCUUUUCCAAAAUACAUAUAUUAUGUUGGUUUUGACUUUUUUUUUUCACUGAAGCAGUGUUAAAUGUCAACAGUAAGCAGCUAACGUGCAUAUUUCCAACCGAGGACAGGAAGUUGCCGUGACGUAGUGCACUGAUAUAAUGCAUGUGCGGCAAUAAUUCAGUUUCCAAAUGCAUUUGCAAUCCCACUGGCAGGACAUGCACACCUGCUAGAACUAUACAGAGGGUGCAGUUCCUUGCAAAAGUAUUCAUAUCCCCCAGUUGUUUUUACAUUUUGUCACAUUACAAUGUCAAACUCAUGUGUAUUUUAUUGGGAUUUUAUGUAACGCACAAACUGGUAUGUGUGUGUAUAGUGGAUAGGGACACGUUCAUGAUUUUCUCACUUUUGUUUUUUUUGCAAAGAAGAAUCUGAAAAGUGUGACUUGCAUUUUUGAGUCUGUGCUUUUCUUGGGUCAUCUUUGGAUUAUCCGCAAGUAUUUUGGGGCAUGUCUGUAUUAGAGGAAACUCAGAUUAAAUUAAAUUGAGAGCAUUUGUAACCAGCUAUUCUCUAGGUCUGGAUAUAGUUCUUUAUUUGGAUCCGUCUUCCAUCAGCUUCACUGUUCCCACAGUAUGAUACUGUCAAUACCUUACCAGUACCAGAGCUAUGGAUCACUGGGACUCCUCAACAGAGGCUGUGUUCCUCUUGGCUCAUUUUCUGAUCAGCAGCUGUCUUGCCUACAUUGUAGGUAGACAGCAAUGAGAAGAUGGAAGUAUGAAGGUGUGCUAUAUUCUUUUUUUUUUUUUUCCGAGUGAUGUAUUGAACAGUUCUCCAGAAAAUGUUCAAAGCUUUGGAUAUUGUUUUCUGAUCUAACCCUACAUCUCCAUGCCUUUAUCCCAGGCCUUUCUGCUCUGUUUCUUGUAUUUUAUGAUCCUGUUUGUUCAUUAAUGUUCGCUAGAAAACAUGCAAACAGUUAGAUUUGUACAGAAAUUAAAUCUUAUAGAGAUUUGGACGCCACAGCCUUUUCUGUCAACUUCUCAAUUGCACACAGCUGUAUGUUGAUGUAUCACAUGAAAUCUCAAUUAAAUAUACUCAGCUCUGUGAUUGUAAGAUGAGAAAAUGUGAAGCAGCUCAAUGGGGGUGAAUACUUUUUCCAAGUUGCAUGCUGACAGGUCCUCCUUUGUCACCUCUUUAAUCUGCUCCUGCAAAUGUAAAAAUUGAAAUGCAGCUUUGGAUGUGUCAUGCCAUCUUCAUAUUAUUCCACCCCACCCCCUGCAUGUGACCUCCUGUUAUUUUUUUAGCUCAAUCUGAAGAUCAGAAGUGAAUGCUGAAGGUCCAGCAGCUUAGAGGGCUUCCUUCAGCAGGUAGUGCCUUUCUAAAGCAGUGACUCAGUUCUGAAGACUCUCAUUGGAGUUUAAUUACCACACUGAAGACAAUAACGGGGUUUGUAAGAGUCACGUCCAAGGAAAAAAUACCACGCGUCAUAAAUUCACUCCUAAUGAUGCUUUGACAUGCAGGACCGGCUUUGUUUCUUUAUUUAGAUCAGAUCGAAACAUUGUUAAAGCUUCUUGUGGUGCAUCAGAGAUGCUAUUGAUUGUAUUUCUUCAAUGUUUAAAUGUAUAUGGUUCUGUGUGUGUGUGUGUGUGUGUGUUUGUGUGUGUGUGUGUGUGUGUGUGUGAGUGUUUGUGAAUGCCUGACAUUCAGUUUCAUUGAGGCAAGCAUUGUUCAAAUGUACUAACUGCACUUGAGGGCCUUUGGAUGGAAUCAAGAUUUUCUUUUUCUUAACUUGCAUCAAGUUUUAUUUUUAAAACAUUUAGUUGAUGAGUAUUUGACGACUGUGUAAAUAUAUAUGAAUUGAUUGUACAGGGACAAGCAGAAUAUGAGUGGCAAUAUUGUGCAUGAUGUGGUUUUAUUUGUUAAUUUGACUAUAAUAAAUAUAGACAACUAUAGACUUGUAGAGAAUAUAUAUAUACAGCCUCAAAUGUUUCAUUUUAUUAUUAUUAUUAUUAUUAUUAUUAUUAUUGUUUCUGUGCAACUUGUAAAUUGUAAUUAACUAACGGGACUGAAAUUUUCUUAUAAAUGUGUGUUUUUUGUUCUGAUACUCAUGGCAUCAUAAUGCACAGGCUGAUAUUCUGAUUUAAACUGGUUGUAAUGGUUUCUGUUGUACUCCUGUAGGAAUUGAUUCACUUUGUUUUCGAGUGUCUCAGAUGUUUUGUAUUUUAGAGCCAGAUUUGUACUAACAAAUGAUUUCAUUUCAGCUAUUUAAGUUUUUAUUCUCUUCAUUGCUGAUCUGACUUUCAGUCUACGGGAAAUAUGAUGCAUAAAUAAAUCACCUGCUUUAAAUUUUC
Messenger RNA from Poecilia latipinna (sailfin molly), 7018 nucleotides. Its product is annotated as neuronal cell adhesion molecule-like. Gene Ontology annotation, biological process: axon guidance; cell-cell adhesion; brain development. Bases 348 to 4361 code for a protein of 1337 amino acids. Gene Ontology annotation, cellular component: plasma membrane; axon. The transcript is spliced from 33 exons. NCBI's taxonomy places the organism in Eukaryota, Metazoa, Chordata, Actinopteri, Cyprinodontiformes, Poeciliidae. The record is from RefSeq and is a predicted model, not a curated record. Gene Ontology annotation, molecular function: cell-cell adhesion mediator activity.